Neopelma chrysocephalum (saffron-crested tyrant-manakin) is the source of this 1372-nucleotide messenger RNA. RefSeq names its product LysM domain containing 3 (gene LYSMD3). The record is from RefSeq and is a predicted model, not a curated record. The transcript has 2 exons. NCBI's taxonomy places the organism in Eukaryota, Metazoa, Chordata, Aves, Passeriformes, Pipridae. Bases 31 to 900 code for a protein of 289 amino acids. Gene Ontology annotation, cellular component: Golgi apparatus. Gene Ontology annotation, biological process: Golgi organization.
CGCGGUGCGUUGUAGGGCCGCCUGCAGAGUAUGGCCGGCAGGGGUGCGGGCAGCGGCCCGCAGGGACCCGCUGUGGCGCAGCCGCCCGCCGGCGGUCACCUGUACCCCGUGGCGAGCGCCGAGAGCGAGGGCCUGGAGGAAGAGGGUGAGGUGUCGGAGCUGCGGCCGCGGGGCAGGGAGAAGGUCCGGCGGAGCACGUCCAGGGACAGGCUGGAUGACAUCGUGCUGCUGACGAGGGACAUCCGGGAAGGGGACACGCUGAACGCGAUCGCGCUGCAGUUUUGCUGCUCGGUUGCAGAUAUCAAGAGAGUUAACAAUCUUAUCAACGAUCAAGAUUUCUUUGCCCUGAGGUCUGUCAAAAUUCCAGUGAAAAAGUUCAGUGUAUUGACUGAAACGCAUGUCUCUCCAAAAGGAAGACAAGUCCUUCGGCCUGCUCUCUAUUCCCCAGAAGUGCAGGAAACGUCACUUUCUGAUAAAUUCUCUGCUAAUGAGACUGCUGGCAACUUCUUAAAAGAAGUUGAUCGAGAUAUAGAAGAAAUAGUGAAGUGUAAUGAUACAAAGAGAGAGAAUCUUAAUGAAGUUGUUUCUGCUUUAGCAGCCCAACAGGUCUGUUUUGAAACUGAUGGUAAAACUAAAAAAAGCAAGGAUCCUUACUAUGGAGCAGACUGGGGUAUAGGAUGGUGGACAGCGGUAGUGAUUAUGUUGAUCAUUGGCAUAGUAACUCCAGUUUUUUAUCUCCUGUAUUACGAAGUUCUGGUGAAAGCAGAUGUCAGUCACCAUUCUACAAUGGAAUCUUCCCAUUUGUUUGUCACAGCAGUAUCGCAUCAGAAACAAAUAGAAAAUGGAAUAAAUCCAGCUAAUAUUAUCAAUGUUGAUAAUCAAGGAGACUUUCAGCAUUAACAAUAGAGUACCACAUGUAACUGUUAUUGGUAGACACAUAACAUAGUGUUAGGCAAAGGGGAAACCACAGAAUGCAAAAUGUACGUGGAAUGCAGAGGAAACGAGUACUGAUGUAUGACUUGCCCUCAUGGGUAGAGUUCCACCACAGGGAUAUUUCUGGGGAUCACGUAAUCUCUGAAUAUGCCUGAGACAGGCAGUUUGCAAGAUUGGGAUACAAAUUAAGCUAUAAAAUCGCCUCUGAAGCUUUGCACUUUUUCUAUUUUGAUAGACAUAUGUUUUUUAAUUACUGAUGAGGUGAAAAAAUGUAGUUUGAACUAACAUACAAGGAGUCUCACUGUGCGUUUUACAGCCCAGAAAUGGGCAUAUGGGGAUAUUUUAACUUUUAAACAUCUGAAAGUAUUUACAGAAUUCAUAGUACUCUUCACAUUUUAAUAUCAGGUUUACAGUUUUCAAUUAAAAUGCUGUUCUCAUA